This is a messenger RNA of Lycium barbarum (goji berry), 1113 nucleotides long. RefSeq names its product aldehyde dehydrogenase family 7 member A1-like. NCBI's taxonomy places the organism in Eukaryota, Viridiplantae, Streptophyta, Magnoliopsida, Solanales, Solanaceae. Gene Ontology annotation, molecular function: aldehyde dehydrogenase (NAD+) activity. The coding region runs from base 93 to 929 and encodes 278 amino acids. The transcript has 7 exons. The record is from RefSeq and is a predicted model, not a curated record.
GCUGAAAAGCUGAUAUGGAGGGGCAUCUAACCCCUACUUUCCAAGUAAACGUUUGAGAAGUAUCGAUAUCCACCUUAUUUUGUUCUAAAUUUAUGUGUCAUGUUCUUUCAGGAUGGAAUGCAUGUAUUGCGCUGGUCUGUGGCAAUUGUGUUGUCUGGAAAGGUGCUCCAACAACACCUUUGGUUACCAUAGCAAUGACAAAAAUUGUGGCUAGUGUAUUGGAGAAAAACAAUUUACCUGGUUCAAUUUUUACUGCCUUAUGCGGUGGAGCUGAAAUUGGUGAAGCAAUAGCAAAGGACACACGAAUUCCUCUAGUCUCGUUCACUAGGAGCUCAAAGGUUGGUCUUGUAGUUCAGCAAACAGUAAGUCAGAGAUUUGGAAAAUGUCUACUAGAACUAAGUGGAAACAAUGCCAUCAUAGUAAUGGAUGAUGCGGACAUUGAACUUGCUGUUUGUUCUGUUUUAUUUGCUGCUGUUGGUACGGCUGGUCAGCGCUGUACAACAUGCCGAAGACUGCUUGUUCAUGAAACAGUAUAUGAGAAGGUUCUUGAACCACUGGUGGAGGUGUACAAGCAAGUUAAGAUAGGGGAUCCUUUAGAAAACGGUACCUUACUUGGGCCAGUGCAUACUCGUACUUCUAGGGAAAACUUCGAGAAGGGAAUACAAAAUAUCAAGUCCCAGGGUGGAAAGAUCCUUACAGGUGGUUCAGUCAUAGAAUCUGAGGGUAACUUUGUGCAUCCAACAAUCGUUGAAAUUUCUCCAAAACCUAAAAUUGUGAAGGAAGAAUUGUUUGGUCCAGUUCUUUAUGUAAUGAAGUUUAAGACUUUCGAAGAAGCAGUUGAAGUUAACAACUCUGUCCCUCAAGAAUCAAUAUCAACAUUCAAAGGCGGAGUUUCUUCGGACUCAGCCAAUGGAGGAAAGGUGGCUUGAGAGUGUUGGUGGUCCCAAUAGUUUAAUGUUUUGUGGAUGUUUGCAAAGGUUGUGAAGUAGUUUAAUGUUGUGUAGAUGUUUGCGAAUGUUGAAGUAGCUUAAUGUCUCUUCGGAAUGUUUGAAUGACGUUUUGAUUCAACUUUGAAGUAGUUUCGAAUUGAAUUUGACGUAUUGUUGGUUGUAA